UCGGUGCCUGCACUUAUGCCUGGUGCAGCUCCUUCCCAGCCCUGCUGCCAACCUGCUGCCCGCGCUGCCCCGGAGGAGCCGCAGCCCAGCCCCACGCCGGUGCCCCGGGCCAGGGCAGCCCCCGCCGGUGCUGCGGCCACGCACGGAGCCAGGGCAGAGCAUGGCCCCAGCCCUCCCGCUGCUGCUGCUGCUCUGGCUGUUUGUCCCCACAGUGCUCUCAGAGGUGUUUGGCCCUGGAGAUGGCACAGAGGACCCCAAGGCUCUGCAGGUGUCCAUCCCUCGGCACCCAGCCCUCGAGGCCGUGCUGGCAGGCGACAUCACCAUCCCCUGCCUCAUCACCUACCUUGGCCCCCAGCCCACCGCCGGCACGGGCGGCCGCCGCGCCGUCCUGGGGACACCCCGGGUCAAGUGGACCUUCAUCUCUGAGGGCAGGGAGGUGGAGAUCCUGGUAGCUCGCGGGGACAGGGUGAAGGUGAGCGAGGACUAUCGGCUGCGCGCCUCCCUGCCCAUCUUCCACCAGCGCUACACCAACGCCUCCCUGCUGCUCACCGAGCUGCGCCCCAACGACUCGGGCAUCUACCGCUGCGACGUGCAGCACGGCAUCGAGGACGGCCAUGACAUCCUCCACGUCAAAGUCAAAGGGGUGGUGUUCCACUACCGGGAGGGCUCCAUGCGCUACGCCUACACCUUUGCCGAGGCGCAGGAAGCCUGUGCCAGGAUCGGUGCCAGCAUCGCCACCCCCGAGCAGCUCUACGCCGCCUACCUGGGGGGCUACGAGCAGUGCGACGCCGGCUGGAUCGCCGACCAGACCGUCAGGUACCCCAUCCAGACCCCCCGUGAGGCCUGUUACGGAGACAUGAACGGCUUCCCCGGGGUGAGGAACUAUGGAGUGGUGGACCCGGAGGACAUGUAUGAUGUGUACUGCUACGCUGAGGACCUCCCAGGGGAGAUCUUUUUGGAGACGGCCCCGGACAGGUUCACGCUGGAGGAGGCGGCGCAGCGCUGCCGGGCGCUGGGCGCGGAGCUGGCGAGCCCGGGGCAGCUGUACGCAGCCUGGAACGCGGGGCUGGACGCCUGCAGCCCCGGCUGGCUGGCCGACGGCAGCGUCCGCUACCCCAUCGUCACCCCCCGGGAGCGCUGCGGCGGGGCUCUGCCCGGCGUCAAAACCAUCUUCCUCUUCCGCAACCAGACGGGAUUCCCCGAUGCCCAGAGCAGAUACGAUGCCUACUGCUUCCGAGAAGUGACAAACUCUUUCCCUGAGGCUGCAGGAAAAUACCAAGGCCAAGAGCCCGAGGAGAAUCUCCUCCAGGAGAUUGUCACAGUGGCAGAAAAGCUGGAGGAGCUGCAGCUGCCCCGAGCGCACGUGGAGCUCGAGUCGCGAGGGGCGAUUUACGCCGUCCCUUUCUUUGAGGACCCUGACCUGGGCAAGCCGAGCCAGUCCCCUGAAGACACCCUGGGGCCAGGGGCCCGGCACCCCCCCCUAGUUACCUCCGUGUCCUCAGAGGAGGAGCAGGGAGCAGCGCCGGGCGGGGGCCCUGGCAGCGCAUCGGCGGAGAGCCCGGGCGGAGGGCGACACCCGGGCCAGCCCACGGAGCCAGAGGGACCCACCGGUGCCCCAGCAGGUGACACGGAGCCUCCCGAGGGCUUUCCUCGUCCGCCCAGCCCCGCCGCCCCCGCAGAGCGCCCGGACCGUCCGCGGGACGCCUUGGGGCGGCCGGCCCACCCUGCCAGCCCUGGGCCACCCGGGCACAGAAUGACAUCGCCAACCGGUGCCGCUUCUGCCACCUCGACAGAGAGCCGAGAAGCCGCUGGAAGCCCCCGCCGCGGGCACAAGUCCGGCGGGGCGAGCACCCCCUUUUCUGCCGCGGAGGACGCCGAGCUCUCCGGAGACGUGGUGGAAAGCCCUGGGGCAUCCCCGCUGCCUGCCGCGCCCUCGCAGCCGCAGGAGGAGGGAGAGGAGCAGUCGGGAGCCGUGUGGAUCCCCUCGCCCGCGGCCCCGGGGGAGCGGAGCACUGUCCCCGCAGUGACACCGUGGCACGCAGAGCUGCCCGGCAGCAGCAGCGCACCGGCCCCGGCAGGAGAGGAGGCUGCACCGCCGCCGCCGGGCACAGACCGAGGGAUGCCUGCUGCGGCUUCCGAGGAAGAGGAGGAGGAGGAGGAAGAGCGACCUGCUCCCUCCGUUGCCACCGUGGAGGGUUUCCUUGCAGCCGUUCCGGGAGAAGCAGGUGGCUGUGUCCCCAACCCCUGCCUGAACGGAGGGACCUGCGUGGAGGACGGCGCCCAGCUCACCUGCCUGUGCCUGCCUGGCUACGGAGGCAGCAGCUGUGAGAGACCCCUGCGGAGGUGCAGCCCCGGCUGGGACAGUUUCCAGGGCGCCUGCUACAGGCACUUCUCCACCCGGAGGAGCUGGGAGGAUGCAGAGAGCCAGUGCAGGCACUACGGGGGGCACCUGGCCACCAUCCUGACCCCCGAGGAGCAGGACUUCAUCAAUGACCAGUACAGGGAGUACCAGUGGAUCGGCCUGAACGACCGCACCAUCGAGGGGGAUUUCCAGUGGUCUGACGGGAGCCCCUUGCUCUACGAGAACUGGCACCCCGGGCAGCCCGACAGCUACUUCCUCUCGGGGGAGAACUGCGUGGUCAUCGUGUGGCACGAUGGGGGCCAGUGGAGCGACGUGCCCUGCAACUACCACCUCUCCUACACCUGCAAGAUGGGGCUGGGUAAGCUGUGCCACCCCAAAGAGGGGCAUCGCCACGGCUGGGAAACGAGUCCUGCCCGCGGCACCCUCAGUCUGUCGGGGCUGGGGGGGUUUGCUGCAAUGUACCGACCCCCCCUGCAGUGCAGUGCGGGCCCCCCCCCGCCCUCAGCAACGCCCUCGCCUUUGGCAAAGCGAAGCAGCGCUACGAGAUCGGCUCCACCGCCCGCUAUCGCUGCCGGCCCGGCCUCGCCCCGCGCCGCUCGCCCGUCAUCCGCUGCCGGGAGGAUGGCACAUGGGAGCCACCCCAGCUGGCCUGCCGUCCUGGUCUGGCUCAGCCCCCCGAGGAGUGAGGGAGCGCCUGGGCUGGCAGGCAGCACCGCCCCAAGCCCCGCGCUGGUGUGGAUGGGGACGGCACUGGGACCUCGGUGUGCGGAGUGAAACCUCGCUGUUGGGUGUCUGCCCCCUUGUGUGUUUGAUAUCUGUACAAAGAAAUCCUAAAAAAUUAAAGAGCCCCUUGAAAGGAGCCUCAAAAUGCAGCAGAACGGGAGUUUUGUCCCCAGAGUCACAGCAGAGCUGAAAUCCAGGGGGACACCACGGGAAGGGGAUGGCACUGAGGUGCCAGCAUCACCCCCAGACACCUUCUCCCACCCUGCUGGGGGUUGACAUGGGGACAUCCAGGCUCUGCUGCAGCUCAGCACCCAUCCAGGGGUGUGGGGGGGAUUCUGCACUUCCCUGGGAAGCAGAAGCUGCUGCAGCAGGCUUGGAGUGGGUACGUGCUGCCCAGACCCCCUCUCUGUGCUUCUGUGGGUAUUAAAACCAAGAAACAGA
Molecule: messenger RNA, 3526 nt
Organism: Pyrgilauda ruficollis (rufous-necked snowfinch)
Lineage: Eukaryota; Metazoa; Chordata; Aves; Passeriformes; Passeridae
Gene: BCAN
Product: brevican
Exons: 13
Coding region: 161-3136 (991 amino acids)
Biological process (GO): cell adhesion
Molecular function (GO): hyaluronic acid binding
Source: RefSeq, a predicted model, not a curated record